ACCGGAAACUGCCGGUAUGGCUGCCGCCGUUCAGGGAAGUCCACGUACGGGCGACGAAUCGUCGGAGAGUGAGAAUGAAACUGAACCGGCCAAAAUAUUCCACCGGAAAUUGUCUACCAAGAAGGACGUUAAAUCAGCGACAGCCAUCAAGGAAGGUUACUUAAUGAAGCAAACAUGGUCAUUCCAGCGAUGGCGCCGAAGGUACUUUCGAUUGAAAGGACACAAGCUGUAUUACGCUAAGGACAGCAAGAGCGAUCUGUUCGAUGAAAUCGACCUCUCCAACCUGUGCUUUGCCGAGUGCAGUACGAAGAAUGCGAACCACAGCUUCCAGUUAAUCACACCUACCCGUUCGCUAGUGUUGUGUGCAGAAUCACGCCGAGAAAUGGAGGACUGGCUGCAGGCAUUGAAAGCUGCUUCGGCACGUGAAUUUUUCGAACCAGGACCACCAGAUCAACACGAUUUCCUUUCCGGUCAUCAUCAUUGGUACGCAACGUCACAUGCACGGCCAACGUACUGCAACGUGUGCCGCGAGGCCCUGUCUGGCGUCACUUCCCACGGACUGUCCUGUGAGGUGUGCAAAUGCAAAGUACACAAACGCUGCGCUGCCAAGGCAAUAUCAAACUGCAAAUGGACAACGCUCGCGAGCGUCGGCAAGGACAUCAUCGAGGACUGCGAUGGGAACAUCGUGAUGCCUCACCAGUGGAUGGAAGGCAAUCUGCCCGUUUCGUCCAAGUGCCUCGUGUGCGACAAGACGUGCGGUUCCGUGAUGCGUCUGCAGGACUGGCGUUGUCUUUGGUGCCGGUCAACGGUACACACAGCUUGCCGGCCCCAGGCACCAAACUCGUGCCCACUAGGUCCUGCCCGCGUAUCCAUGGUUCCGCCAACCUCGCUACAUUCGAUCGGACUGGACGAGGCGUGGGACGUGUGCAAGCCCCACGGCAGUUUCUCGCCCCUGCUCGUGUUCGUCAACUCGAAGUCGGGCGACAAUCAGGGGGUGAAGUUUCUCCGUCGCUUCAAGCAACUCCUGAAUCCGGCCCAAGUAUUUGAUCUUAUCUCGAGUGGGCCUGGCCUCGGGCUGCGCCUGUUCCGCCAUUUUGAUCCAUUUCGCAUACUGAUCUGCUCUGGGGACGGGUCUGUCGGUUGGGUCCUUAGCGAGAUAGACCAUCUAAACAUGCAGAAACAAUGCCAAAUAGCAGUGCUUCCGCUGGGCACGGGUAACGAUCUGGCACGUGUCCUCGGCUGGGGAAGCUCCUGCGACGAUGACGCACACCUGCCGCAGCUGCUGGAACGGUACGAGAAGGCCAGUACAAAAAUGCUUGACAGAUGGAGUGUAAUGGUUUUUGAACGAGAUAUUGGCAUCGCGACAACACGCACGCCGAAGAUGUCGAUCUCGCACUAUGCGGAUCCGCUCCUGUCCCAGUACGAAGACAGCGCCUUGUGGCAUCUGCAGUCAAUUGUCUACAACGAAGACACCCAGAUGAUGAUACAAUCGACGAGAAUCCUAUGCGAAACGGUCAAUGACUUUAUUGCUAGAGUAAGAGAAACCAGCUCCGACGAAGAGCAAUUAAGCGUCAAAUGUGAUAUUUUAAGACAAAAGUUAGGAAUGUUAUUAGAUACUCUGAAGGAUGAGGAAGCUGGUCUUCAUGGUGACGACGAAUUAUUUAGAACACUGAAAGAAAUUGCUCAAAAAAGUGCCUCAGAAAGACCAAUAGAUUCAAAAACAAUAGAGAAAAACGAAAAAGAUAAACUGAAUUCCAAAGAGCGCAUCAGUAGAAUAGACCGUCGUUCAGAGAAGGAAGCACUUUUAUGCCGGGCCAACAGCCUCAAGCGAGCAAUACACGAAGUGGUGGAGAUGAGCGAAAAAGUAAUCCCGUACGCACCACAGAAGCGCCUUUCCGUUCCUAUGAACACACUUAGAGCCACCGCUUCCUCAUCGGAUAAUUCAGCCAACACAUCACCGGCAACGCUUCCACCACCUCCCGGCAUGAUAUCGCCCUCGGUGUCUACAUCACGAUUGACCUGCAUCUCACCCCUGCCCGAUAUGCGUCGCGAUUCAAUGGACGAGCACUUUUUCAGCACCCUCAACCUGCCCGUACCGAAACAAUUUGCCGACGGUGGUAGUCGCCGCAGUUCCGGGGUACCGGAGUCAUACCGCAUCUCCAGCAUCGAGGAGCUGGAAGAGAACAGUGUACACACGGAACCGAAGCUGGCAGAACCCAUCCUCGAACCACCGAUGGAGGGUGAGUCCGAGCUAGCAACCGACAAUCAGGCCCGCGAUCAGGACGAUACGUUGAAUCAAAAAUCCACCACCACCACAACGUCCGAUUCGCAGUCAACUACCGCACCGUACGAUUUUUCCUUCGAAUCGGACACAAAGACGGUAAAGUUUGAUCUCGAUCCGAAUAGCGCCUUCGAGCGGUUGGGCUUCAAACCGUUUAAGAAAACCAUCGAACAGCAUCACCAGCAGCAGCUGGCCGUGCUAGACAACGGGCAGCAGCGCAGCGAAGGCGGUUACGUGCAGUUUCAGCCUAUUGAAGUGUACGAGCGUAACUACUAUCGUGCCCAGGCCCAGCGCUUGGGCGCACCGGGUUCGUGUAAAGUUGGUCUGGCUGGUUCCGAGCCGACUGCAACGAAACAGGGCUCUUCGUGUAACAACAUGCUGCAGGUGCCCACUAUCUGCAUUCCGAGUCUUGAGAAACCACCGGAAAAUAUCUACUUUAGCGAAAACAUUACUAUCAUCGAUACGGACAUGCCGGAACGAUCGUCUUCCGAUGAGGUACCCGGCGAUGGCAGUGAUAUCCUAUCAGCAAUAAGCAACGAAGAAUGUAGCGUUACUUCGGAGAUACUCGAUAGACAAUCAGAUAACAACUCGCAGGUUCAUGUAGGUGAUAUUAUACAGGACUUAGACAACGAUCGCUUCAGCCACAUCGAUUCACCGGAAACGAGCGACACCACGGAAGCAUUGCACGGCGAAAGCCUAAUGGAUGACAUAAGCUCAGUGCUGGGACAGGACUUACUCGGUGCUUUGCAAGACAACACAAUCACCGAAGACACGACCACGCUCUGCACGCUCGACCAUACGAGGCGCCGUAGCUUUAAGGCUAAGCAGCAGCGCAACGAUGCCGUUGAGCUCGAACAGUGCGGGUUUGAAAACCGUGUGUUCGAUAUCGAUAAUCGGUGCGAUGAUCAGAAGGUGAAGGAGCCUCGUUUCUGCAGUUUGGCGAAAUUCGUCGAGGGCAACGAUAUUGCACGCAAGAGCUUCAAGCGUCCUCAUCGUGGCAUGCCGCGUACUAUCGGGACAGGAUUCACCAACCGUCUGUCGGUCGGUGAGAAUGAGUAUGAAAACAUCAAAACAUUCACACGCAAUCUGCUACCGAUACAUGGUUCACCGUCCGAUGUGUCCGUGUCCGAAACGGACACAGUUCGUUCGUCUGGUUUCGAGUAUAAGAAGCUCGUGUCCGCGGCAAAUGCUGAAGAUGAAGACGAAAGUCUGCCGGAUGAUGAUUUGGGUGAGCGAUCUUCUAGUGAAAAUGAUGAACCGCAGGGUAACACACAGGCAGAAGACGAUGACGAUGACGAGGAGGACGAUGAAAAGGAUGAUCGUGAAGAUGGUCAGGACGAGGGAGAGCUGGAUGACGAUGGCGAUAAGGAGCUGAUUGGGCACGAUGAGCAUGAGAAGGACGAUCGAAGUGAAAAAAGCUUCCGAUUACCCUGCAUCCCAACGAUAAACGUAGUAGUGGAACCACCGUCUCCUGCCAUUAGUGACGAAUUGCGAUCAUUGCGUGUGCCGGAGAUAAGACGACAUUCUGAGCAUACACCGAAUCUUUUGGCACCGCGUGAAAUCGACAUACAUCGUCGACACUCGAACAACAAUCCGAAUCUGUUGGGUUUCGACUCGGAACACAUUCGCUUCCUAAACUGUUCACCGGCAGCAUCGAGGCGCAUCAGCAGUGGCAGUUUGCUGUUCAAACCGGAGGGAUUGGGUAGCUCCAAGAGUAACAUCUUCAGCUCCAACUUGGGAUUGUUCAAUCUGGACAAGGACUCGGAAGCCAGGGAGGACAGGAGAAAGGAGGAAAAGGAAGAGAAAGUGAAGAAGCUUCCGAUUAUCAACCCUCUCGUUCGUUUGCCAUCUUGGCCAAAUGUAAGCACUGGUACCGGUUUUAUAUCGAAGUGUUUGCUUGCUAACGCUGACACGCUGUGUGCCGCUGUAAGCCCACUGAUGGACCCGGAUGAAACGCUGCUCGAAGGAUACUAUGAAAAGGCGGUUAUGAACAACUACUUCGGCAUUGGUAUCGAUGCAAAAAUUUCACUCGAUUUUCACAACAAACGCGAGGAACAUCCGGAAAAGUGUCGAUCACGUGCCAAGAACUACAUGUGGUAUGGUGUGCUUGGGUCGAAACAAUGGUUGCAGAAAACGUACAAGAACCUCGAACAAAAGGUACAGCUCGAGUGCGAUGGACAGCGUAUUCCGCUGCCCUCGUUGCAAGGCAUCGUGGUGCUAAACAUUCCCAGCUUUAUGGGAGGCACUAACUUCUGGGGCAGUAAGAAGGAGGAUGACUGCUUCCUGGCCCAGAGCUUCGACGAUCGCAUACUGGAGGUUGUGGCAGUGUUUGGAUCGGUACAGAUGGCCGCCUCACGACUCAUCAACCUACAGCAUCACCGGAUAGCGCAGUGUCAAAGCGUGCAGAUUAACAUUCUCGGUGAAGAAUGUGUUCCGAUACAGGUGGACGGAGAGGCUUGGCUGCAACCGCCCGGAAUGAUACGGAUCAUACACAAAAACCGUGUACAGAUGCUGUGCCGCAAUCGGAGCCUGGAGGUGUCACUGAAGAGCUGGCAGGAGAAGCAACGGCAGCACAGUAUCAGCAUCGCAAGGGAACAACCGUCCACCGCUUCCGAGCAUCACAUUGCGCCGACGGAGGACAUGUUUUCGGAGCGCGAAACGUAUCUGCUGCUGAACUUUAUCGAGUGUGUCAGCACGCUGGUAAAGUGGGUGAAGUUUCUUAUCAUAUCACACCCUUCGCUGCAGCCGAACCUUUACGUGGUGGCCUCGAAGACAGCGGAUGCGCUCGAGUCCAUUCAUCCGGGUGGUAAAAUCAUCGAGGGACCAAACCUCCGCCGGCAGCUAACACAGUUGGUCCGUUGUGCUAGACAGUUGUACGAGGAUACGUGUGAACUGUUGCGAGAGCGUAGCCACAGCCUGAUACUCCGUGAAGAUUUGGAAACGAAGCUCAGUGUGUCGCUGGCAAACAUGGAGAUGGAACUGGGUAAGUGCACGAUGCAGCAAUCGUCCGAAACCGGUGAAACCAGGGUGUAUCUGAACGUGUUGGCACCGAACGAAGAGAUUGAUCAUCGGAAAAAACAAAAACCGUUCUGGUUGCGAUUCCGCAGUGGCCAUAGCUCACAUCACGGCCCGGCAGCAACCGGAUCCGUACCGAAGGCAGCAACAACAUCACGCGAAACGGUCAGUAACUGGGGUGUGGGUGAGGUGGUCACUUGGCUGGAAGCGAUGCAACUGUCCGAGUACGUGGACAGUUUCAUCAAGAAUGACAUCCGUGGCAAAGAGCUACUAACGCUGGCGCGCCGUGAUUUGAAGGAUCUAGGCGUAACCAAAGUCGGACACGUAAAGCGUAUUUUGCAAGCAAUCAAAGACCUUGGAACAGGGUAGAUGUGUGACCAGGGCGAUGCUAUACCGCCAACGACCACCGAUGAG
Messenger RNA from Anopheles maculipalpis, 5710 nucleotides. Its product is annotated as diacylglycerol kinase eta. The record is from RefSeq and is a predicted model, not a curated record. Gene Ontology annotation, molecular function: ATP-dependent diacylglycerol kinase activity; protein binding. Gene Ontology annotation, biological process: lipid phosphorylation; intracellular signal transduction; diacylglycerol metabolic process. Lineage: Eukaryota; Metazoa; Arthropoda; Insecta; Diptera; Culicidae. The coding region runs from base 17 to 5665 and encodes 1882 amino acids. The transcript is spliced from 16 exons.